AUGUUUGAACAAGUUAAAUGCGGAAAAGGCAUCAUUAUUACUUCCAUUGAUUCCGUUACUUCAUUGUCUUCUGAAGAGCUCGACGACAUUUGGGCUCUUCAUUUCAUGAAAGAAGCGGAAAUGGUUUUAGAAGAUAAGGGGUGGUUUUUUUUCAUUUUGCAAAGGGAGUUGGAACGAACACGUUUCUCGAAAAGUUUAGAAGGUUACUGGAACAACAUUAUUAAGGAGUAUAAAAUAAAACAAGAUAUUUCAGAAUAUGAAGCAGAAAGGCAACAUGAGCUCAAGAAUUCCGAAAUAUCCUCGAAAGAAGAUAGUUCUGGUGAAGAUUAUUUUUUAGGAAUCGGCGGACCUGGACCUAAUGAAGGUGGUUCUAGUUCCCGGAGAUCCAUCCAAUACCAAACGAAUAGUAUGACAGAUAAUUUUCAUAUCAAUUACACCCAAGAUAAUGAGAAGGAUGGACCUAGUAUGCCAACAUUCGAUCAUGUUGACAAUAUCUCUUCAUUUAAACAGAAUAGUUAUAAUUCAACAAUUAAUGGUAGCGAAAUUGCCCCAACAUCAGAACCCACAUUCUCGAAAGAAGAUAGUUCUGGAGAUUUUGAUUUAGGAAUCGGCGGACCUGGACCUAAUGAAGGUGGUUCUAGUCCUCGGAGAUCCAUCCAAUACCAAACGAAUAGUAUGACGGAUAAUUUUCAUAUGAACGGAAAAAGCAAUUACUCCCAAGAUAAUGAGGAAGAUGUACCUAAAACCGAUAAUUCUCUAAUUCAGCUUCAUAAUGUACCUUCGGAUCUGGAAGAGGAUGAACAAAAUAAUAGAAAAAGAAAAAAAAGAACAGCACCUACAUUGACCCGUAAAUCUAAUACCCGAAACAAAGAACGGGUUAAUUAUUAUGUAGGUUCUCAGAAAAAGAAAUGCCAAAGAAAUAAACCUGUAAGUCCGUUCAUUUUGAGCAUACCCUUGGAAUACCAGUAUGACGAAGCUUCAGCUUCUGGCACAAAUGAAUAA
Funneliformis geosporum is the source of this 1002-nucleotide messenger RNA. The record is from the annotation of a GenBank genome assembly. NCBI's taxonomy places the organism in Eukaryota, Fungi, Glomeromycota, Glomeromycetes, Glomerales, Glomeraceae.